Molecule: messenger RNA, 3342 nt
Organism: Cyanistes caeruleus (blue tit)
Lineage: Eukaryota; Metazoa; Chordata; Aves; Passeriformes; Paridae
Gene: ARMH4
Product: armadillo like helical domain containing 4
Source: RefSeq, a predicted model, not a curated record
UGCCUAAAACAUGUCAUGUCUCUGUCUCCUCAAAGAACUACAGCUGGAGUGCCGAGGCUGGAAGUGGAGGACUGUGGAUUUGUCAGCCUUGCAGGCUUCUGGAUGCAUCUUUCCUCAGCCAUGAGGAGAUCAAAAGGAUUUAAUAUCUGUGUGGUCACCUGGAGCAUCCUGCUCUUGUCCUGCAGCCUUCCAUGCCUUGCUCAGCCUCUGGAGGAGACUGGUGUGACAAAGGUCCAGCACGGCCCCUGGGCAGGGAAUGGGCUGGAGGAUGAAAGGACAGGCAUGGUGGACUUGAAAAACAAUGUGGGUCCUUCUGAGCAGGCAGUUUCUGAGGAGCCAUGUGCAGUGUCAGCACAGCCAUCUGGGACACCUGUGGAUGAAGCUUUCACUGCAGGAGGAGAAGCUCUCCCUGCCAGCCCGAGCCGUGUUGUCCCCAGCAGCCAGGCCCUGGGGGCUCACCCCUCUGCUGGGGCACUGCCUGCUGUCCCUGAGGAGGAGCUGGCUCCCACUGAGGCACAGCUGGAUGAGGAUGAAGCACUCAGGGCCAUGCUGACCACAGCUGUGACCACGCUGAGCCCUCCAGUCCAGGAGGAAUUUGGUGGCCCUAUUGGUGACACCACAACAGAGGGUGGUGUGGCAGUGGAGCCCAGCCCUGCUGGCCCCUCAGCAAACCCCCUUUCUGGGACCACUGUGGAGGAGGAGGAGGAAGCAGAGAGCAGCUCCCAGCCCUCACUGAGCCCCAGCUCUCCCAGCUGGGAAGCAGCCAGUGGCCACCCUGUCAUCCCAACUCCCCAGGCUGCGGGUGUGACCUCUGAGCUGGAGAUGCCGAGACCCCGCACAGGGAGCCCUCUGAGAUCCCUGGCUCCACCAACAUCUGUGGCUGCCAGACAUCCCCUUGUGGCAACUGAGGCCUCCCUUCAGCCAGAAGCAGGGACAGGUGUCACACAACAAGAGCUGUCCCCCACGGCUGGCACUGUCACCAUUGCUCCUAUGGACACUGUGCCACCUGACUGGGAUGACACAAAACUGGGGGACAUCAGUCAAGGGGGAAGCAUGUCUCACCAGGAGGUGACAGAGGAGCUGGGGACAACAGAACCGUCCCAGACCACUCAGGAGGAUGUGGAGGAGGAGGAUGCCACAAGAGGAGUGCCUUCCCCAGUGUCCCCUCCACCAGCGCCUGGGCUUGCCAAGGAGAGCAACUGCACAGUGCCAGUGCAAGGGGAGGAGCUGCCAGCAACUUCCACAGCCAGCAAUGAUGCCUUCCACACUGGGAACCUGUCAGAUGCAGACACAGCUGAUCUUGGCUCUCUGGAAAACAUAAGUGCAGUCACAGCAGAGGAGGAGAAGAGCGUCCCUCCGUCACAGCCGGAGGCUGCUGUGGUGACAGAUACCCAGCCUGAGCUCGCUCCUACUCUGGGGAGUUCAUGGGAAGGUGUUACUCAGGAGGUGACAACAGCUGCCCAGGAGGCUGAUGCUGCUCUGUCAGCUGUGACAGAGGUGCCUGGUGCCACCCAGGGAGCAGGGGCUGCCAGCUUUCCUCAGGAGAACAGCGGGGAGGACACCCAGAUGCUGACGGCUCCCAGUGCCACCGAGGUGCUGGUGGCACCUGGUGCCUCCUCCACAGUGAGCCCUGUGCAUGCAGAAGAUCUCACAGAUGGGAUCCUGGUCACCAGUGAGAAAGCUGUUCCAGCCACUGGUGGGAUGUCUUCUAGUCCAGCUGGACAGACAGAGGAGCCAUCCAGCAGAACUGUGGUCCUGGUGACUCCAGCAUCAGUGGCCUCCUCUGUCAGGAGAACAGCUCUUCCCCCUGUGCGGAGGAUCAGCACGGCCGUGAGCUACGGGCUGGACCGCCUGGAGUCAGAAGAGGGUGAGGAAGAGGAAGAGGAUGAAGAAGAGGAGGAGGAAGAAGAAGAGGAGGAAGAGGAAGACGAGGAGGACAAAGACAUUGACCUGAUGGAUGAAAGCAUGGAGGGUGACACGGAGCUGCCAGGCUUCACACUUCCAGGAGAGACCUCCCAGGAGCCCCUGGCUGGCCUGGAAAACCCUGUGGCUCAGCUGGCUGGGGUAUCCUACCAGGUUCCUGACACCAUUGAGUGGGAGCAGCAGAACCAGGGUCUGGGUUGCCAGUGAAGGACAGAGCAGCACUUUUGGACCUGUCUGCAUUCUCUGUGAGGUGACUUUGGUGUCUCUGUACUUGUUUCUUGAUUUGUGUGUAGGUGGUGUGUGGUAGGCAAACGCUGAACGCCUGGAGAGCGUCAGAGGAACACAAAGACCAGGUGUAUAACUUGAAUUUUCAGGAAAUAGAUAAAAAUACCUGAUUUUCCCCUGCUCCAUCUUUUGUGUUGCGUUACCAGGAGAGCUGCAGUUGGUUGAGGUGGGUUCAAAGCUGGUAUCAUUCAGUUCAUGGUCCUUUGUUACUCUUCAUGCAUCUUAGAGCAGGUGGUCUUUGCUCUACAGGAGAUCAAACCCCUCUGCUUCUGUUGGUGGUGGCUUCUUCUCCCAGUUCUGUGAGAAUUCUUAAUUUAACAAAAAUGAGCCCAGAGGAAAAUGGCCUCAGACUUCCAAGCUAUUUUCUGAUGCCUUGGUGCUUGCCUAUCACCCACAUCCCAGGGUGAGUAACUCCUGCUAUCCACAGUAGGUAACAGCAGGAGAUCUAGGGCAAUUUACUAAGCCUUUAAUUUUACCACACUGGGCCAUGCAGUAGUUUGCUUUGUUUAUUUAAAAUGUAGGGAGUUGGUGUUUUCUCCAUUUGGGCUCCACUUGAUGUAAUUUUUGUAUGUUUUUAACAUGAUUUUUCACCUUUGUCUUCAUCAAACUGCAGUUCCACAUUGCAUCUGAAUUUAAUGUCUGUGGUGGUUUGUAUGUAUGCAAGGUACAAUUUUUUAUUCUCUGUUUCAGCCUAAAUCCAUUUUUGCCCAUAGCUGACCCAUUGGUGUGUUUCUUGCACCCACCUGUUUAAGGCAAUACCAGAGGGUAUAUAUUAUAUAUAUAUAUAAAAAAAAUACAGAGUUUUAGCUUAUGAGAAGUCACCUGAGUUGCCUGGUUCCACAGCAUUUGUUUUUGAUUUCCAUCUGCCCAUGGAGGAAUUGUACACAGGGGAGUUUGGACCAUCCCUGUGGAUAGGAUUUAGAGAUUAAAAAAACCCCAAACAAACAGCAAUUUAGGAAGAAGUUAUGAAGUGUGACAAUAUAAUUCUCGACAUGUAGUUUCCAAAACAUAAACCAUGUCUGUGUUUCAUGUAUUUUUGUGGGUAGGACAUUGGUUCUUACCAUAAUGGAAGGUCGUAUUACUCUCUCAGGUAAUGACAAGGCACUUGCAUAAUAAACACACUUUUGGAAUGUG